Spirometra erinaceieuropaei is the source of this 6295-nucleotide messenger RNA. Lineage: Eukaryota; Metazoa; Platyhelminthes; Cestoda; Diphyllobothriidea; Diphyllobothriidae. The record is from the annotation of a GenBank genome assembly.
ACUAAGCGAACUACAAAAGACCGUCUCUGGAGUUUGGAAAUGCCAUGGUGGGUGCAUUUUACCCGAGUCUUUCGAGCACAGGAAUAAACCUCCAAAUGUGCAACCAAGCUAAUGACCACGGUGCCACCGCUGUGAAUGUCGGUUGCUAUCGAUCUCGUAAGACACACACACGUGAAGAGCCCACAUUGCGCAUGCACUUGAGAGCAGGAGGGCGUAAUCGACCCUUACCUGACUUUUUUAAACGAUAAUUUCUCCCCGGAAGUGACGGAUGCUGCACAGAAACAACCAACUCGCUACCUUCCUCCAUCUUACAUCCGCAGUCACGUCUGAGUGCUCUCUCUCUCGCGGCCCAAAAGUUCAGCAUUUCAGCCUAGCCGAAAAUCAGUGCAGUACAAUUUUCCUUGCCUUCAUGCUGAUUGUAACUGAACUUGAAUUGCCGUCUCUUCUGAAGGCGCAGAUCACGCGGUGGCACGGAGGUUUCUGCACCCUACAGCUGUUUGGCAAGUUAAACUGGCUUUGCUCAUACACGUUUUUUUGUCCCCGCGAGUUUGUCCCAGUGCAGUGGCAAUCCGGCCGAGCCUGAAACUCGAACAAAUCUAUUUUUAGCAUUGGUCGUUUGCCAGCGAGUUCGCCCCCUCCCCCUCUUCCCGCCUAGAGGAAGGCGAAGGAGGCGUAGGCGAGGAUGGCGAUGGGUUGGGGUGGACGGGGCGGGGGAGGAGGUUGGCGGGAUACUAUUCGGCAGACUUAAAGCGGCGUUUUCGGCACAGGGUGCGAACCGCCGGCUUUUCAGCUAGCUCAAAGGAGCAUCGUCCUGAAAAUGGGUUUUAACUACUCUCAGAGACACUAGAAGCUCCCCAGAAAAAAAAUCACGAAAUGCGCGUGAUCAUCUUGGUCGGAAAGAAAUUAGGGAGAUGUUGGCCGUAGCUGAUUCAAUGCGUUGGAGCGACGACUAAUUAAAUAUCAAAGGUGCAAAUAAUUUUUGUGAGGGACAAAUGUUUAAUUGUAAUCUCUUCAAAGAUGUUAUGAAAUGAGACUUGACAGUAAAGCUUCUUGACACGCUUGUCCUACCAAAACACAGCUAAUGCUUAAAUGUAAAAGUGAAUAUGUGGAGAGACAUUUCAACCACCAAACACAACUUUUUCUUCUCCAACGAGAUAUGAUGUAUUCUCGGUGGAGGUAUACAGCUUUCGCUCAACGCAUUUAUUGGCUCCGUAAGCUGUAUACAUGAUGUGAGGAGGUGGCCGUAAACACGCAACUGCUAAUGUGGAGGACUGUUUUUUUAACUACUGAAUGUUAUUUUCUUACGAAAAUGCGGUUGUGAUAUUUGAAUGGAUAGCAACAAAUACACUUGAAAUGGUAAUUUUUAUUUAUUAAAUUGAUUUGGGGUGUUUUGCGCGCUGCAAUGGUUUUGUUGCGGUGUUCGGGACCUUUCUUCUACUAGGUCACAAACUGUACUCUCGCAAUGCAUCCAAAAUGCUUUCACAAUUAAGGAGAAGGGGAUUUGCCGUAAGCCUCAUCAAAACCCGAAUGGAAUUUUAUGACUGUCUUAGGUGAUAUGAAGCUCAUCACAAAUCUUUGAUUAGUCCAGCGCUCAAAGAUAAAAUGAGAAGAAGCUGGAGCGAAAACAGACUGGUUGUUGACGGCUGAAAAUUGAACAAGUGUGACUUGUGAAGCCAGUCUUUUUGGAUACAAGUCGAUUGUAGAGUACAAUGAGUCGUAUUGAGAAUGGUAGCAAAAAAUUCACGUUCCUGGACCAAAGUAACAGGAAGUGACGAUCCCCGGAGGAGUACUUUCACUGUACUGUCGUUUCGAGAGCAAACAAACUUGCAUCGUCGGGGAGCGUCACAAAUUCGAGCUCCGCAUCAGUUGAAGGUGUUCAUUGCUACGCUGGCGAACGAUUGACCAAAGGGCCAACAGCGCAAGUCUGCAAAGGACGAAUGGAAUUCCGUAUGUGGCUCUUGUCGCUACCUGUUUACGGUCUCUUCAAAGCAUUUUAGCACAGUGACUGGCCUCGUGUUAGGGUUCGCUGAUUUCCUACCCCUAAAAGGUGUGGUAGCCGACAUGCAUUUUCAUCCUUUCACUACCUCAUCUCUACAGAGAUUUUAUUCUGUAGUCAAUCAACUUGGUUUGGUAACCACCUGUGUCUUCAACAAAUACCUUUCAAACGCAAACACAGAUCUUUCCGUGUAGCAGGAACGAAAUGGAUAUUCCCGUCCUGCCUUAGAACGCAGUCGGUCAUAUGACGCUAGGCAAUCAGAAAUCGAUGUGAUACCGACGUGAUCAGGGGCACUGGAAUGGUUACAUUUGGCUUGUUCGUUGAAAUCCCUUCUCAAAAUCCUCACCACUGCUCUACAGGCUCACAUCACGUCGGCUUUCAUCGGCAUCACCGAGGUGUCACUGGUUGGUGGCAGUGAAGAAGGCAAGAAUGGAGAUUUCUGUGUUCUCCUCGACGAAACAAACGUGGAGAUGUAAAGAAUUGUGUGCUUCUUUCAAGUGCACAUGAAAUGAAACCACAAUCACGGUUUACAAAAGAUCCAGGUCGGUACGCGCACAACCACUCUUAUAUGACACUUGACAAAACAUCACUUGAAGCAUUGUCUCUUUGUCCUAAGCUUCAUAAACCUUGUCGAAAAAUUAGUCUGUUAGAUUAGAAGCUCAGCUCGCGAACCUCUGGAACCAAACCUAUGAUCUAGUACCCGCUUCCGCUGACAGUAUCUAGCACCUUAAAUCAAUACUGCAGUUAUCAGUACCUGAACAAGAGGCCAAAAGUCGGAGGGUUGCUGACAAAAGCACACAAGGAAAAGCCAGAAGAAGCUCGAGGAAACAAAAAAUAUCCCGGUAACUAGGCCGGAUAGUGGAAUAGGCAUUGUUACAAUGAACAGAUAGGACUGCGUAACGGCGAUACAGUCCAUUUUGCAGACAAGAAGAAAUUCUGGACAUUAGACGAAGAAGAAGAUUGCACGGAUGAGGUGGAGGCAAAACUGACUGACUGUCUGCGGAGGCUGCGCCCAGGAGGUUUCAUAAGCGGGCCGUGACCUCGAACAGCUCUGACCAGUCUGCACACAUUUCCCUCGACUAUAUGGCUUACUCAAGGUCCAUGAGGACGGUCUGCCAGUUUGUCCGAUUUUGGACAUGCUAAACUCUCCAUAUCAUGCGAUAGUAAUGUGGUUGGCAGAGAAACUCAAGCCAAUACAGCAUCAGCUAGCACCAUGCAGCUAUCGAGAUGCCUUCGAGUCCACUGACGACGUUAAAAAUCUUAACUAUAAAGGCUUGGCGAUGUUCUCGCUAGACGUCUCAUCAUUUUUUAAAAGCGUCCCGGUAACCGAAAGAGUUGAUUACAUGUGUAAGUUCCUAUCAACCAAUCAAAAAGGAAAUAGGAAUUCUUAAGAGUACACGACAAGCACUAUUACUAAGAUGCACAUUAAAUAUGAAGUUCUUCUUCGACAGCCGACUCCAUAGACAAAUAGGCGGCGUUGCUAUGGACUUGCCUCUUGGAACUCUCUUAGCCGAUGUCUUCAUGGGCAAGCUAGAGAGAUUCCAACUAUGCGAUCAGAUCAAUAAGCUUAAACAUUACGGUCUCUAUGUUGAUGACAUUAUUGCAGUUGCCUCCAUAGAAACCGACGUAACUACCCUCUUAAAUGCUGUAAAUAAGGCAUACCUGUCGAUUAAGUACGUUGGAGGUGGAAACGGCUGGUUCGUCUCCUUUCUUAGAUGUUCUUUCAAACAGGAGAUCUGACGGUAACGUCCGAGGAAGCGUCUAUCAGAAGAAAACCUGGUCCGGACAAUACACGGACUUCGGUAGUUUCUGGCUCCUCCAAUAUAAAUGAAGUUUAGUUCGGUGUUUGGCGCACAGUUAGACAGACAAUAUCGAGGAGGAGCUUAGAAAAAUCCUGGACUUGCUUCGCGAAAACGGGCAUUCCGAUAGAUUUAUUGCAAGGACUAUAGCCGAACGACUGAAAGAACCCACCAGGCUGACUACUAAAAAGAAAACUUCAAUAGAACAGUUUAGCAAGUUGUCGUUCCUAGACGUCCUCAUGUUUAGAGAGGAUGAUGGUUCAGUAAGACGCUCCGUCUUCCAUAAAAUUACAUGAAAAGGGCAAUACUUACAUUUUAAAAGCUUUGCACCAAUACAAUGGGAACGAAAUCUAGUGCAGACUCUUUUUCAAAGAACGAGAAAUAUUUGCUCCAGGGGGACCAUAGAUACAGAACCUGCCCGCAUCAAAGAAGACUUACUUGAUCGUGGUUAUCCUGAACGCGUCAUUCAGAAGUAAAGCAACCAUUUACGGGCAAAGUUGACGGAACAGUCCGUUCCGAAGACGCCCGUUAUAAUAUGUUUACAUUUUAAGGGUGACAACGUCUCAAACACAAUCCCGCGACGCUUGAGUUGCACGAUAGAAAGAACGUGCAUCGCAGCAGAACUCGUUUUCAUCAGUUCCACCAAAAGCCUUCCAAUUAACGGGGCAAAAGAUGCCUUGCCUAUGCAUGCCACCCCAAAUUGUGUGUAUGAAUUCACGUGCACUUGCGGAUACAAGUGCACUGGGCGAACGCGAAGGCAAUUCGCAACUAGGGCCGCUGAGCAUUUGCCUAAUUGGCUUUUAAAACAGGAAAGCAAAACUCCCCGUUGGUAUCUAACGAAAAACCUGUUAGAUAGCGGUCAUGUUUUCGACCCCAAAACAGCUUUUCCAGUACUUGUCCGAGCGCAUACAACUCGAACUCUGCGUUAUUUGGAAGCAGCUUACAUACGGAGGGAAAAACCAGACCUGUGCAAGCAGUUAGACCACGUAAUCAAUCUGCAAUUUCACUGGUAACCUUCACGCCUCAACUUACUCGUGACUGUGAUUUGUUGUUAACAUUCUGUCUCCGUCCUUACUAUAUGAUGCUUAUGGGAACGUCUUUCAUCUGAUUAUUCAUCACCUUGAAUCUUGACCUUGCAUUGUCAUUAUGUACAAAUUCAUACUGCUGUGCGCUUCCAUUCGUUACUUACGUUAUGCAGAGACGGGUUGCAGUUGAUAAGCUGUCACGAAAUUUAUUGGUCCCAAUAAAUUCUGCCGUACAUGUCUGCUUUCAAUUCAUAUCCGGGAAAAAAUGCUUCAAAAAUACUCAAUUCAUUAAAGUCCCUUCCCAAGGAGACGCUGCGGGUGAACUCUUAAGAAGACGCCUCGAUCAAGCUGUCUCACAAACCUUCCCAGCAGCAUGGGUCAGAAUAUUAUUCUCUACUAACUUUAUCUUACACGGGCAAGGUAAGGAUAGGCUGCCAUCUCAGCUACUGGACCAGCGUCCGUUAGCAACAACAAAAGCGGACGCAAUCAGGUUACGUAGUUCAGCCUUAUGCUCGCGGAAGAACCUCGUUCGGGCUCCGCGCUUAGCGUGGUCAAAGGUCGACUAACUACAUACAACUCUCCGUGCCCUUCUGCCCUCAUCCCGCCUGUGUUUUAAAACGAACUUCAAUCAACUUUCUAAUCACGGGCAUGUUUGACUUGUACCCCGUUGCCAUAUGAUUAUACUAGUCUGGCGAUAAUUUAUCGAAAGCAAACGCAGGCUUGCCAACCAGUCUUCGAAACAGUUACUGUUACAAGUAGAUCAGACAGACUCCGUUUAGGUCACCUCAGUUUCUCACUUCCUCAUACCGUCCUUGCUAAAUAUCAGCAGGAGUUUCAAGCUCAAAGCGUAAGUUAUGCUUUGCAAAUGAGAAGGCGCAAUCCCAGUCAUCGAACCUGACACUUUAUUCGUCUGACAUUUCGAAUUCGGAGAAGUAGAAUUGUGCAGGGGCCGCAUGACUUACACAAGGGAAUUUCUACACAGCCGCUUGUCUGAUGACUGGUCAGGCAUUUCUGCCAAGAGUUCGUACGGGCACUUGACCAGAUAACAUUCGAGUAGUUGAUAAACAAAUCCUCAUCACCGGUCAGCAGGCAGAAUGUUAGUCACUUGACCUCCUGCUCUCCCCUUGCGACGAUUCGGUCUCAUCGAUCUUGAAGGCGUGUUGGUCUGACGUCAUUCUCUCUCUGCUGACGCAUAUUUCAGCAUUCGACAAUUCGAGCAAUUCAAGUUGGGCUAAACAGGAGCUAAGGAGAAGUGAAGAGAUACUGUCAGGUCCAAUUACUGCUGGGUCAGGGAUUUUUUAAAAAGGGCUCUUAACUCAGGGCGCUGACAGUGUAGAAAAACGCUUUAAUUCACUCGAGGAUCACUUGAAAAAAAAGUCUUGGAAGAGAACGAGGAGGAGGAGGAGGAGGAGGAGGAGGAGGAGGAGGAGGAGAAGGGGGAGGGAGAGGUGAUGGUGGUAGAGGAGGAUGAAUAG